AUGCUGCGCAGCUACUCCGGACAACUCUGCCAGGUCCAGCGUCAGGCAGAGGUCAGCGUUCGCUUUGGCUUCAGGGAGUCAACCCUUCCCCUUUACUUAACGAAGGGGUCGUCGCCGACGCUGCUGGGCCGAAACUGGAUUCAUGCACAAGGCGUUCUUCUGCGAGAGUUCCAGAAAGGCAGCCUGCAUGUGGUACAAGCCGUCCCCAGCCUCCUGACCAAGUUCAAGUCCCUGUACGAGCCCGCGAUGGGCACAUUCGCCGGCACGACGGCUGACAUCUAUGUACCUGAGGGAGCCCAGCCACGUUUUUUCAAGCCUCGCCGACUGCCGUUCGCCGUGAAAGAAGGGGUAACCCAGGAGCUGCAGCGGUUACAGCGAGAGGGCAUCCUGGUUACCAUCAACCCUGUCGCGACCACCGAGAAGUACCCGUUGCCCCGGAUUGAAGAUCUCUGGUCAGCAUUGUCCGGUGGACAGAAGUUUACCAAGCUCGAACUCAGAGAUCCUUACCAGCAGCUGGUGCUCCAGGAUGCUUCCCGGAAGUAUAUCACAAUAUCGAGAACUUUGGGGCUCUUUCAGUACGCGCGCUUACCGUUUGGCGUGGCCUUGGCCCCAGUCGUAUUCAAAAUGGAGAUGGACAACCUCUUCAGGGGCACGAGGCACGAGGCGGUGUACUUCGACGACAUCUUGGUUACUGGCAGCGACGACGGGGACUACCUGCAGAACCUGCGCAACGUCCUGGCAGGCCUAGCACCGGCUCCCCGCAAAAUUGAUGCUGUGCUCAAGGCACCUAAUCCCCAGAAAAAGAGGAGCUUCAGAGCUACCUGGGACUUAUCAACUUCUACGGGAGUUUUCUGCCGAACCUGUCGCAGCAGCUACGGCUGCUCCAUCUGCUACUUCGAGAUGACCAACAAUGGGCCUGGAAAUGCGUCGCCGUACGGUGUGGGAGCCGUCCUGGCAAACCGGGACAAAGAUGACCAGGAACGGUCUGUGUCGUUUUCUUCUCGACGGUUUCAUACUGCAGAGCAACCUUAUAGCCAGCUCGACAAGGAGGAUUUGGCCCUCAGGUUCGGCGUCGAACGCUUCCACUAUUAUCUGUGUGGCCAGAAGUUCGAGGCGGUCACGGACCACAAGCCGCUGUUGGGGCUGCUGGGGCCUGACAAGGCAGCUCCGGACCUGGCACCUGCUGAUGCCCUGAGCCGCCUGCCCCUGCCAGAGGUGCCUGAUGCUGUUCCAGAACCUGCUGAAGUGUGCAUGCUGGAACACGCGCACCCGGAGGUGUUCUCCAGAUCUGCGGUAUCUGAAGCGACCAGCCGGGAGCCAGUCCUGUCUCAGGUGGUCAAGGUGGUGUCCCGUGGAGAGGAAUUGGUGCAGCAGGCCAUAGCCACAAGGCCGCUGAGCUGA
Molecule: messenger RNA, 1401 nt
Organism: Dermacentor albipictus
Lineage: Eukaryota; Metazoa; Arthropoda; Arachnida; Ixodida; Ixodidae
Source: RefSeq, a predicted model, not a curated record